This is a messenger RNA of Octodon degus (degu), 921 nucleotides long. RefSeq names its product putative gustatory receptor clone PTE01. Gene Ontology annotation, biological process: G protein-coupled receptor signaling pathway. Gene Ontology annotation, molecular function: G protein-coupled receptor activity; olfactory receptor activity. The record is from RefSeq and is a predicted model, not a curated record. Gene Ontology annotation, cellular component: membrane. NCBI's taxonomy places the organism in Eukaryota, Metazoa, Chordata, Mammalia, Rodentia, Octodontidae. Bases 166 to 921 code for a protein of 251 amino acids. The transcript has a single exon.
CAAAAUUUAACACAUGUCUCAGAAUUUCACCUCUUGAGGUUCUCAGAAGAUCUGGAACUGCAGCCCAUACUCUUUGGUCUGUUUCUGUCCAUUUACCUUGUAUCUGUGCUUGGGAACCUACUUAUCAUCCUGGCCAUCAUCUCCGACUCCCACCUCCACACCCCUAUGUACUUAUUCCUCUCCAACCUGUCUUUGUCUGACAUUGGUUUCAUCUCAACCACGGUCCCAAAGAUGCUUAUGAACAACCAAUUACAGAGUAAGGUAAUCUCCUACAGAGGAUGCUUAGCACAAAUGUCUCUUUUUUUAAUUUUCAGAUGUAUGGAUGACAUGCUUCUGACUGUGAUGGCCUAUGACCGGUUUGUGGCCAUUUGUCACCAGCUACAGUAUCAUGUCAUCAUGAACCCUCGCCUCUGUUUCUUCUUAGUCAUGCUGUCUCUUCUAUUUAGUCUUGUAGAAUCCCAGCUGCACAAUUUGAUUAUCUUACACUUUUCCUAUUUUGAGAAUAUGAACAUUUCUAAUAUCUUUUGUGAACCUUCUCAACUUUUAAAUCUCACCUGUUUUGAUGAUUUCAUCAAACAUAUAGUCACAUAUGCUGUAGGUACCAUCUAUGGCUUUCUCCCCCUUUCAGGGAUUGUGUUCUCUUAUUAUAAAAUAGUUUCCUCUAUUCUGAAAUUUCCUUCCUCAAGUGGAAAGCAUAAAGCCUGGUCCACCUGUGGUUCUCACCUUUCUGUUGUUUGCUUAUUUUAUGGAACAGCUGUUGGUGUUUACCUUACAUCCUCUGCAUUACAUUCCCCUAUGAAGAUUUCAUUGGCUUCAAUGAUGUAUGCUGUGGUUAUUCCAAUGCUAAAUCCUUUCAUCUACAGCCUGAGGAACAAGGACACGAAACAUGCCCUGCGGAGGUUGCAGAGCCGAAGGAUGUAG